AUGUCGAUCCUGGGGAUUAAGCGCAUCAGGACUGCCAGCUACCAUCCUCAGUCCAAUGGCCUUGUCGAACGUUUCCACCGCCAACUCAAGGCCUCGUUGGCAGCAACAGUUCAAGACCGCAGCGACUGGACCACGACUCUGCCCCUAGCCCUCCUCGGCAUACGGACGUCUCUUAAGGAAGACUUUGGCCACUCCUCCGCAGAGCUUCUGAGGACGCGUAAACACGUUACCAAUGACCGCCACGGCAAGUCAGACGUCAUCGCUAUUGACCGGGUGAAGCCCGCGUACCUCCUACGGCCGGAUUCUACAGCAACCAACACCGUGUCAGUGUCCCCUCGUCCUGCGCCUAAAGAGAAUGUCCAGAGCUGCAAGAAGAAGCGUGCGUUGUGUCGACCGAACAGAGGAACUAUUGCUGGAUACUUUUUGGCGGAUCGCCUCAUGUGGUGGCUUCCGGUGGGCGCCUCCCUCUUCGCUAGUAACAUUGGGUCUGAGCAUUUCAUUGGCAUGGCAAGCUCGGGUGCAGCAAGCGGCAUUGGCAUUGGGGCCUUCAACUUUAACUCCAUCAUCCUGUUGCAACUCAUGAGCUGGGUCUUUCUGCCGGUCUUCAUCGCCAGUAAAGUACGAACGGUGCCGGAAUACAUGCACAAAAGAUUUGGCGGUCAACGGAUCCAGAUGUACUUAGCUGUACUAUCACUACUCCUCUACAUCUUCACCAAGAUCUCUGUUGAUCUGUACUCUGGUUCCAUCUUCAUCAAUCAAGCACUCAAAUGGGAUAUAUACUGGUCGAUGACUGGGCUGCUUGUGCUGACGGCGCUCUUCACUGUGACGGGGGGAUUGGCCGCCGUCAUCUAUACGGACACUCUGCAGGUCAUCAUCAUGCUGGCCGGCGCACUCUUUGUUAUGAUUAAAGCCUUUCAAGAGGUUGGCGGAUAUGGGGCAUUGCAAUACAAAUACAUGCAGGCUGUGCCUAAGCUAACAUAUAAAAACACAAGUUGCGGUUUGCCAAGAGACGAUUCGUGGAUAAUGUUAAGGGAUCCUGUUAACUCUGACUUGCCAUGGCCAGCAUUUCUGCUAGGCCAGACCCCAGCCUCCAUCUGGUACUGGUGUGCUGACCAGAACAAGGAAGAGUAUUAG
This is a messenger RNA of Eriocheir sinensis (Chinese mitten crab), 1134 nucleotides long. Its product is annotated as sodium/myo-inositol cotransporter-like. The transcript is spliced from 9 exons. Gene Ontology annotation, cellular component: plasma membrane. Gene Ontology annotation, biological process: DNA integration; transmembrane transport. Gene Ontology annotation, molecular function: nucleic acid binding; D-glucose:sodium symporter activity. Bases 1 to 1134 code for a protein of 377 amino acids. The record is from RefSeq and is a predicted model, not a curated record. Lineage: Eukaryota; Metazoa; Arthropoda; Malacostraca; Decapoda; Varunidae.